AUGGGGGGAAUUUGCAUAAUUCAGCACAACAUCAAAAAAGAAACAGACAUGAGCAAAUUAAGCUCUAAACUUACCACUCUCUUCCUUGUCCAGUUCUUGUGUGUUGUUGCUUCUACCUCUUCUACUGAAGAGGCAAAUGCUCUCCUAAAAUGGAAAGCUAGCUUUACAAACCAAACACAAUCUCGGUUAACUUCUUGGACUCUGCUUUCUACUAAUGCCACCAACUCUAAGCCACUCACAACCCCAUGUUCUUGGCUUGGAAUUUCAUGCAAUUUAGCUGGAAGUGUCAUCAAAAUAAACCUUACUAGUUUCGGUUUAAAUGGUACGUUGUAUGAGUUUUCAACUUCCUCUUUCCCUCAUCUUGAAUAUGUUAAUUUUGCAGUAAAUUCACUCUCUGGUGUUAUUCCAUCUCAGAUUGGUAAUCUGUCAAAGCUCAUCUAUCUUGAUCUAUCCUCUAAUCAAUUCUCUGGAAAAAUCCCACCUGAAAUUGGCCUCCUAACAAAUCUUCAGAUCCUGUACCUUGUUGAAAACCAACUGAAUGGCACAAUUCCAUCUGAAAUUGGCCAAUGUCGAUCUCUUAAUGAGCUUGCCUUUUUAUAUCUCUAUAAUAAUUCGUUUUCAGGUUCUAUCCCUACAGAAAUGGGAAAUUUAACCAAUUUGAUGGAACUUUACUUAGAUACCAACUGUCUUACAGGCCUCAUUCCUCCCAGUUUUGGAAAUCUUACGAAGCUUAUUGUGUUGCAUGCCUUUCACAAUCAACUUUCUGGUCCCAUUCCUAAAGAAUUAGGAAAUUUAAAAUGUCUCAAAGAUCUAAGCCUUCAGAGAAACAAUCUUUCUAGUUCUAUUCCAGCAUCAUUGGGUAGGCUGACAAACCUCACCUUACUUCUUCUCUAUAGAAAUCAGCUUUCUGGUCCCAUUCCUAAAGAGCUUGGAAACUUGAAAACUCUCACAGAUCUAGAGUUGAGUGUAAACCAAUUAAAUGGUUCGCUUCCUACUUCUUUUGGCAAUUUAAUUAACUUAGAACAAUUGUUUCUUCGUGACAACCAACUUUCUGGAUCCAUUCCUCAAGAAAUAGGAAAUUUCACGAAAUUGUCAGUGCUGGAACUAGACACAAACCAGUUUACUGGUCCUCUGCCCGACAUUUGCCAAGGUGGUUCACUUGUAUACUUUGCUGCAAGCAACAACAAUCUCACAGGUAACAUCCCCAAAGGCUUGAAAAACUGCACAAGCUUGGUGAGAGUCCUUCUUCAAGUCAACCAACUCACUGGAGAUUUAGCAGCAGGGUUCGGUAUCUAUCCAAAGUUGAGCUUUAUAGACAUAAGCCAUAACAAAUUUCAUGGUGAAAUAUCAUCUAAAUGGGGAAGUUGUCCAAAUUUAAGUUCCUUACUCAUGGCGAGGAACAAUAUCACUGGAACCAUACCACCAGAGAUUGGAAAUGCAGCUCAGCUACAUUCACUUGAUCUUUCUUCCAACAAUUUAGUUGGGAAGAUUCCAAAGACUUUGGAAAAGUUGACUUUUCUUACUAAGGUCAACUUAAGUGAUAAUCAACUUUCCAAUGUUAUACCUCAAGAAAUUGGGCUACUAGGUAAUCUUGAGUCUUUGGACCUGUCCUCAAACAAAUUAAGCCAGGCAAUACCGGAAGAUCUGGGAAACUUGGUUAAGCUGCACUACCUGAAUUUGAGCAACAACAAAUUUAGCAAAGAAAUUCCAAUUCAGUUUGAGAAGUUAUUUCACUUGUCUCAGUUAGAUUUGAGUCAUAAUUCCCUUGGAGGAGAGAUACCAUCGCAAAUCAGCCAUUUACAGAGCCUGGAGCUGUUAAAUCUUUCCCACAAUUCUCUAACUGGUUCCAUUCCGAACAGUUUUGAGGAAAUGAGAGGCCUAUUGUAUGGUGACGUAUCCUACAAUCAGUUGAAGGGCCCUAUUCCUGAGAGCAAAGCAUUUCAAGAUGCUAAUAUGUUACAAGGGAACAAGGGAUUGUGCGGUAAUGUUCAGGGAUUCCCACCAUGCAUAUCUCCUGUCACUUACAAACAUAGAAAUGGAAAGGUCAAAAAAUUGGUGUUUUCAAUUAUAUUCCCUCUUUUGGGAGUUCUUUUGCUUGCACUCGGGGUUUACUUAAUUUUUCAGAAAAGAAGGAAAAACAAAUCAGCUGAACAAAGCAGUGAGGAGGAUGGCGAGCUUUUCUUGGUGCCAACUGUUGAUGGAAGAAUUCUGUACAAAGAAAUCAUGGAUUCAACCAGAGCUUUUGAUGCUAGGUACUGUAUUGGGAAAGGAGGAUACAGUAGCGUUUAUAAGGCCAUGCUGCCAUCAGGUAGCAUAGUAGCUGUUAAAAAACUUCACCCGUUACCAAAUGUUGAAAUAACACAUCAAAAGGAGUUUUUGAAUGAGAUCAAGACUUUAACGGAGAUACGACACCGAAACAUUGUGAAGUUGUACGGCUUUUGUUCAAACCGGCAACACUCUUUUUCAGUUUAUGAGUAUCUUGAAAGAGGUAGUUUGGCCACAAUCUUGAGCAAAGAAGAAACCGCCAAAGAAUUGAAUUGGUUCAAGAGGGUGAAUAUCGUCAGGGAUGUGGCUCAUGCGCUAUCUUACAUGCAUCAUAAUUGCUCUCUUCCGAUUGUUCACCGAGACAUAUCAAGCAACAACAUUCUGCUUGAUGAGGAAUAUGUGGCUCAUGUUUCAGAUUUUGGCACUGCUAAGCUGUUGAAGAGAGACUCAUCCAAUUGGACCGAACUUGCUGGCACAUAUGGAUACAUUGCACCAGAGCUCGCUUAUACAAUGGAAGUUACAGAAAAAUGUGAUGUGUAUAGCUUUGGAGUGAUAGCAAUGGAAGUGAUUAAAGGAAAGCAUCCAGGCGAUAUAAUCUCUGCUCUAUUGUCCCAUUUAACAAGUGAGAGCAUGCUGGUGAAAGAUAUUCUGGACCAACGACUUCCACUUCCUCCUCCUGAAGUUGAGCAACAAGUGAUGACCAUUGUAAAGCUAGCAACUGCUUGCUUACAGGUCAAUCCACGAUCUAGGCCAUCCAUGCACAUGAUUUCCCAGACGUUAGAUCAGUUCUAGAGCCCUUUACACUAUUAAAUCCGGAUAAAUAAAUUGUAUUGUAAAAGGUUAGGAUCAA
Mangifera indica (mango) is the source of this 3115-nucleotide messenger RNA. RefSeq names its product MDIS1-interacting receptor like kinase 2-like. NCBI's taxonomy places the organism in Eukaryota, Viridiplantae, Streptophyta, Magnoliopsida, Sapindales, Anacardiaceae. The record is from RefSeq and is a predicted model, not a curated record. Gene Ontology annotation, biological process: protein phosphorylation. The coding region runs from base 1 to 3057 and encodes 1018 amino acids. The transcript has 3 exons. Gene Ontology annotation, molecular function: protein binding; protein kinase activity; ATP binding.